CAAAAUCGUAUAAAAUCGCUCGUCCGAAUUCUUGUCAGUAUAGUUCAUCAACAGUUCUUACAAAGACAACUUGUCCAGGACUCAACCAGUCAUCAAAAAUGAAGGCCUUCAUCGCUCUGUUCGUUGCAACUUUGGCCGUUGCCGCCCAAGCUGGAUAUGUCCCGUCGGCGUGGCCUGCAGUGUCCACCUACGGCGUGGACUCGUGGAACGGCUGGAACGGACUCAACUCCUGGAACGGUCUCAACUCCUGGAAUGGUCUGAUCAGCUACCCGUACGGAGUCAACCAGUGGUCCUCGGCGGCGGCGUGGCCAGCGACCUACUCCAACGGCUACACCAACAACUGGUACGGACUCGGUGGCAAGACCAUUGUCCAGGCCAACGUUGCCAAGGUCAGCCCGUGGGGACUUCCGCUGGCGUCGUCGUACGGCUACGGAUACAACAACUACCUGGGAGCAGCGAUUCCGGCGGCCAAGUACGUCGCUGCCAACCCCGGAUCGGUCCAUGUGGCCCCGCUGGUCGGACAUGCCAUCAACCAGAAGCUGAUCGUGGCUUGAGAUUGACUGUGUAAUUGGAUUGUGAUUGAAUAAAGAAAAUUUGGUGUGUUUUCAUUUUCAGUUGAA
This is a messenger RNA of Culex quinquefasciatus (southern house mosquito), 620 nucleotides long. RefSeq lists its product as uncharacterized. The coding region runs from base 99 to 554 and encodes 151 amino acids. The record is from RefSeq and is a predicted model, not a curated record. The transcript is spliced from 2 exons. Lineage: Eukaryota; Metazoa; Arthropoda; Insecta; Diptera; Culicidae.